GACAAAUCCAGGUGCGAAACUGACAAACGAUUCGGUCUCGAAGAGUCUUUAUUUCGUAAUAUCAAACAAGGCAUGAUUACUGUACUCUACCUGCUAUAUAGUGCGAUGGUAUAAUCGCAACUUGGAAAUAGAUGGUAGUACAACCACGAUCAUCCACAUCGAAGUUGAAGUACAGCAUCACCAGCAUUGAAUAUGGCAGCUCAACCUCCCCCCAUCUCUCACAUCCUUGAAACAUGUCUUUACGUGCGCGAUGUCGGCGCAUCAGUUGAUUUCUACAAAUCCGUCCUCAACUCGGCCCCUUUUAUGCAGUCACCUCGAAUGGCUGGCUUCAGUCUCGGCUCUACGACGCUCUUGCUCUUCCAACUCGGAGUGACUUCCAAGGGUUUUGUCGCUCCCAAGGGCGGAACCAUCCCAGGUCACGGUCCCAGCGAGUCGAUCAUCUCAUCGCUGCUAUCCGACAACCCGGGCGAUAGGACUCAUCUUAAACAGCAUUUCUGCUUCGCCGUUGGUAGUCCUGCCGACGUGACACAGUGGGAUGCGCAUCUCCAGAAACUUGGCGUCCCCGUCACAGGCCGCAUCGACUGGGAUCUCGGAGGGAAAAGUAUUUAUUUUGCAGACCCCGAUGGGCAUGUUGGAGAAGUCGGAUCGCGAGGAAUUUGGAAGCACUAUUGAUCGAUAUCUGAACAUAUAUCAACAUUUUCUGAUGGUUUAUCUGAUGGUUUAUCUGAUGAUGUUCUUCCAAACUCCCCCGCAUUCUCCACAUUCCCCAUUUUUGCCUGGGAUUUCGGUUGUUUUCGGCCCAUUAUAUCAGUUCUAAUUGGCUGAUUGUCUACUCCGCACAGCUCGUGUCCGAUCUCAAUCUAUUUUCCUGUUGGUAUUUGAAUAUUUGAAUCCUUGAUUAAUCAAUAACACUUGAUUUGUCCAAAGAUUGUUUGACGAAUUUAAAAUAUGC
Molecule: messenger RNA, 952 nt
Organism: Talaromyces proteolyticus
Lineage: Eukaryota; Fungi; Ascomycota; Eurotiomycetes; Eurotiales; Trichocomaceae
Product: Glyoxalase/Bleomycin resistance protein/Dihydroxybiphenyl dioxygenase
Exons: 2
Coding region: 193-672 (159 amino acids)
Source: RefSeq, a predicted model, not a curated record